Molecule: messenger RNA, 2253 nt
Organism: Spea bombifrons (plains spadefoot toad)
Lineage: Eukaryota; Metazoa; Chordata; Amphibia; Anura; Pelobatidae
Gene: ARIH2
Product: ariadne RBR E3 ubiquitin protein ligase 2
Exons: 15
Coding region: 214-1692 (492 amino acids)
Biological process (GO): protein polyubiquitination; positive regulation of proteasomal ubiquitin-dependent protein catabolic process; ubiquitin-dependent protein catabolic process
Cellular component (GO): ubiquitin ligase complex; cytoplasm
Molecular function (GO): zinc ion binding; ubiquitin protein ligase activity; ubiquitin conjugating enzyme binding
Source: RefSeq, a predicted model, not a curated record
CCUGAGCGGAGAACUUCCUGUGUAAGCCUUCGGUGGAGCUGCUUGGAGAAGGUGGAGCUGUCCCGGUAAAUAGAACCGCCCUGCCGUGAACCAAAAGAUCGAGCUAGGUUACUACAGCCACAGAUGGGUGCGAGAGAGCAGCAGAGCGCCGUGCUGUGAGAGAGUUGGCACGGAGAGCUUCGCCGAUCGAUAUCGUUAUAGCGCUGUAGUAAAAUGUCUGUAGACAUGAACAGUCAAGGAUCAGAUAGCAAUGAGGACUAUGACCCAAAUUGUGAAGAUGAGGAUGAAGAGGACGACGACGAAGACCCCGGAGACAUUGAGGAUUAUUAUGUUGGGGUUGCAAAUGAUGUUGAGCAACAAGGGGCGGACUCGUUUGAUCCAGAGGAAUAUCUUUUUACGUGUCUCACUUACCGGGAAUCGGAGAGUGCUCUGAAUGAGCAAAUGGCAAGCAUGGCUUCAACGCUAAAGGUUUCUCACUCUGUGGCUAAACUCAUAUUAGUUCACUUUCAUUGGCAAGUCACAGAAAUAUUAGAAAGACAUAAACUGAAUUCUUCGCAAUUACUCGUUGAAGCCAGAGUUCAGCCUUCACCAUUAAAACAUGCCGCGGCGCAUUCCUCCCAUCACUGUGCGGUUUGUAUGCAGUUUGUCCGGAAAGAGAACCUGCUAUCUCUCCCCUGUCAGCAUCUGUUCUGCCGCAGCUGUUGGGAGCAGCACUGCACCGUUCUAGUGAAAGACGGGGCCGGCGUCGGGAUCUCCUGCAUGGCCCAGGAAUGCUUACUGCGGAUUCCAGAGGAUUUUGUGUUUCCUUUACUAGCCAACGAGGAGCUAAAAGAGAAAUACAAGCGCUAUCUCUUCAGGGAUUACGUAGAGAGUCACUAUCAGUUGCAGCUGUGUCCCGGCGCAGACUGUCCGAUGGUCAUACAAGUCCAGGAGCCGAAAGCCCGGCGUGUGCAGUGCAACCGAUGCAGCGAGGUUUUCUGCUUCCGGUGCCGUCAGAUGUACCACGCUCCUACAGACUGCGCCACCAUUCGGAAAUGGCUAACAAAAUGCGCAGACGACUCGGAGACUGCAAACUACAUCAGUGCUCACACUAAAGACUGUCCCAAGUGCAAUAUUUGCAUUGAAAAAAACGGAGGAUGCAAUCACAUGCAAUGCUCGAAAUGCAAGCACGAUUUCUGCUGGAUGUGUCUCGGCGACUGGAAGACCCACGGCAGCGAGUAUUACGAAUGCAGCAGAUACAAGGAGAACCCGGAUAUUGUCAACCAGAGUCAGCAGGCGCAGGCACGAGAGGCACUCAAGAAAUACCUCUUCUACUUUGAGAGGUGGGAGAACCAUAACAAGAGCCUGCAGCUGGAGGCGCAGACCUACCAGCAGAUCCAGGAGAAGAUCCAGGAGAGAGUGAUGAACAACCUCGGGACUUGGAUCGACUGGCAGUACCUGCAGAAUGCUGCCAAGCUGCUUGCGAAGUGUAGAUACACGCUGCAAUACACAUAUCCCUACGCUUACUACAUGGAGUCGGGCCCUCGGAAGAAGCUAUUUGAGUAUCAGCAGGCCCAGCUGGAGGCUGAGAUUGAGAACCUUUCUUGGAAGGUUGAGAGGGCAGACAGCUAUGACAGAGGGGAUCUGGAGAAUCAGAUGCAUAUAGCAGAGCAGCGCCGGAGGACGUUGCUAAAGGACUUUCACGACACAUAAGAUGAUAAGCUGCGGAGGCUUUCCCCUUUUUCCCUCCGGGAUGUGAGAGCAUGUUCAUGCGUGAAAAUGAAUUGAUGCUGCAAGAAACACAGUAGUUCUGGGAAUGUGAAGAAAAUCCGUUCCCGCGCCCCGGCUCGCUUGUACGAAAUGUGGUUCCAUUUUUUUUUUCUUUUGCCUUCCGUCUUCUGUUUUUUCACUGCAGCCACUUUCCUUUUUUUGACAGAUUAACUGCCAUAAACAGCCUCUGGGAUGAAAUGUACCCCCCCCAUGGUUUCUGUUCUUACGUUAACCCUUCCACUGCCCUUUAGGCCUGCGGCACAUUGCAAAAGCAAUGCUUCACCCCCCACCCUCAUAACAUUAAAAAAGGUUUGACUUUUUUCCACCUCUGUUUUUUUUUUGUGUUCCGGAUGGCAACUCUUGGAAAAGUAGUUCAAUUUUUUGAAUGGCUGUUAAUAGAAUUAGAGAUUAUUAUGCAAACUUGUCAUUUUGAACUGUUGUACAAUUAUACAGAAAAAAAAAUAAUAGAAUUACAGAAAAAAAACAAAACACUUUUUAAAAACA